Messenger RNA from Prorocentrum cordatum, 540 nucleotides. Lineage: Eukaryota; Dinophyceae; Prorocentrales; Prorocentraceae. The record is from the annotation of a GenBank genome assembly.
AUGAGCUCCGUGGCGGGCGUUUUCUGGCCCGUCGUCAUCUCUCUGAGUGGAUUUUUCAUGAGCACCUCGGGCUUAAUUCGCUCAGCAUUGAGCCACAGUUGCGCUGAGCACACGUGGCAUUGGUAUUUUGAUUGCGUGUACGUUGUUCUAUGUGCCAGCCCCACCAUUGCGCACAUUGGUAUGCGAUUGGCUUCCCUUGCAGAAAACAUCGAGGGAAAGCAAUUUUUCCAACGAAACUUUGCUGGUCCCUUGAUUGCGGACGCCAUCGUUUGCAUCGUUGAUUUUGUUGGUUAUGUCGUGCCCUCGUUGAUUCGGGAGCUUCAUGAGGGGGGUCGUGGAUACGCGUGUAUCUUCCAGUCUCCCCCCUCCCCACACCCCCUCCGCUUCCGCACCCUCCCUGCAGCCCUGUCCAAUACCCGUUGGAGUAUCUUGUGUCGUUGCCGUCGGCCCUGGCACGAGGUGUGUCCAGUGCGGUCUUCCGCAACACCCAAUUUUAACGAUGACGUCGGGAGCGAGCAAUUCUUCAAGGUGGAUGGGUGA